AUGGCAAGUACUACCACUUCUCGGAAACCGUCACUAAGAUUCCAAUUACCCUCUAAUGAUAAUCAGUAUGAAAAUGGAAAUGGAAAUGGAAAUGGUACUAACACUAACAAUAAGAAUUUGUCAGCAGGCAGUUUAGUAACACCUCCCCCAACGGCGGAUAUGUCACCAUUCUUGGAUAGUUCAGCGACUAUCUUAGAAGAGCCUCAAACUCCCACGAGAAAUGACACCGUAAUGAAGAGAAAUAGAUGGGGAACUACUAGAAAUAAACUGGGAAGACCGAGUCGAGCCCGUACUAUACGGAGAAUUUUAGGGCAAGACAAGAAAUCGCAUAACAACAACAAUAAUAAUAACACCAAUAAUAAUAAUGAAGAUGAUAAUGAUGAUGAAAAUAGUUUACAUAGUGUAGAUUUAACGCAGGAUUCUAUAGACCAUAAUGAUGAAGAAUCAAAUUCAUCAGAAGAUCCUCGAGAUCGUAAAUCCGAAACCAGAAUUAUAUCAUUUAAUCAAUCAUUACCGGAAGAAUAUCUUGAUCCAGAAACCGGUAAACCAAAUACCGAUUAUGCCCGAAAUAAAAUUAGAACUACUAAAUAUACUCCAAUAAGUUUUAUACCCAAGAAUAUCUCGUAUCAAUUUUUACAUAAUGUGGCUAAUAUUUAUUUCCUUGCAUUAAUUAUUCUUGGAGCUUUUGAUAUAUUUGGAGUUCCAUCCCCCAUCUUAGCUGCUGUACCACUUAUAGUGAUUGUAGUUAUAACUGCUAUCAAAGAUGCUAUAGAAGAUUCUCGAAGAACAGUAACUGAUUUAGAAGUUAAUAAUCAAAUUACUCAUAUACUUAAUCAAAUUAAUUAUGAUGUUGAUUAUAAAUAUGAAAAUCUUAAUAAUGAUGAUGAAAAGAUUUCAUUAUGGAGACGAUUUAAAAAGGCCAAUACUCGAUUAUUAAUAAAAGUUUGGGGAUCAUCUAAACAAAAUUUAACUAAAAAGGGUAGAUUAGAAAAGAAGAGAAAAUUAGCUAAUGAAUCACUUGAAGAUACUAUGGGAGUUAAUAAUAGAAAGUCAUUUGAUAGUGAUAUUGUUGAUUUAAGUCCUCGGAAUUCAAUUGAAGAUUAUGAUCCAUUUGAAGAUAAUACCAACACUCAAGAUCAAUUAAGAAAAUCAUUUCAACAACAAAGAAGAGAACGAUUAAGUCAAGAAUUUAAUUUUGGACGUAAAAGUCAUCAAAGUCAUCGUAGUAAUCAUCGAGAAAAGACCCUUAAAUUUGCUAAAAAGUUUUGGAAAGAUGUUCGAGUUGGAGAUAUGUUAAGAAUAUAUAAUAAUGAUGAAAUACCAGCUGAUAUUGUUAUAUUAGCUACUAGUGAUGAAGAUAAUUGUUGUUAUGUUGAAACUAAGAAUUUAGAUGGAGAAACCAAUUUAAAAGUUAAACAAGCCCUUAAAUAUUCCUCAGUUGAACAACCAAUUAAACGAGCAGAUGAUCUUAUAAAUCAUCAAUUCUUUGUAGAAAGUGAAGGACCUCAUGCUAAUUUAUAUUCUUAUCAAGGGAAUUUAAAGUAUGAAGAUUCUCAAGAUGAAGAACAACAAGAACCAAUAACUAUUAAUAAUUUAUUAUUAAGAGGUUGUUCAUUAAGAAAUACAAAAUGGGUUAUUGGAAUUGUGGUAUUUACUGGGGAUGAUACUAAGAUUAUGUUAAAUGCUGGAAUAACUCCCACCAAACAAUCUCGUAUGUCUCGAGAUUUAAAUUAUUAUGUUAUUCUUAAUUUCGUUAUGUUAUUUGUAAUUUGUUUCCUUUCCGGACUUAUUAAUGGUUUAUGGUAUAGAAAAAGUCCUACAUCACGAGAUUAUUUUGAAUUUGGAACCGUGGCUGGUACUCCAGCUAAGAAUGGGAUUGUAUCAUUCUUUGUGGCUCUUAUCUUAUAUCAAUCAUUAGUACCCAUUUCACUUUAUAUUACUAUUGAAAUCAUUAAGACGGCUCAAGCAUUUUUCAUUUAUUCGGAUAUUUCAAUGUAUUAUGAACGAUUAGAUUAUCCUUGUACACCUAAAUCAUGGUCAAUUUCUGAUGAUUUAGGACAAAUUGAAUAUGUAUUUAGUGAUAAAACAGGGACAUUAACUCAAAAUCUUAUGGAAUUUAAAAAAUGUACCAUUAAUGGAGUUUCUUAUGGUAAAGCAUAUACUGAAGCAUUGGCUGGAUUAAGAAAAAGACAAGGAAUAGAUGUUGAUGCCGAAAGUGCCAUUGAAAAGGAAAAUAUUGCUCGUGAUAAAGUUAAUAUGCUUGCUCUUUUAAAGGAUAUAUCACCAGCCACCAGUAAAUAUGAAGAUGAAUUAACAUUCAUUUCAUCAGAUUUCGUUCAGGACUUGUUGGGAACAGGAGGAGAUAUACAAAAGCAAAGUAAUGAACAUUUUAUGUUGGCUUUAGCAUUAUGUCAUUCAGUAUUAACUGAGCCUGAUCCCAAGAAUCCUCAUAAACUACUGUUAAAGGCUCAAUCACCUGAUGAAGCAGCUUUAGUAGGAACAGCUCGAUCCGUCGGAUAUAUCUUUAAAGGAGCCACUAAAAAGGGACUCUUGGUAGAAAUCCAUGGAGUCACUAAAGAAUAUCAAGUGUUGAAUGCAUUAGAAUUCAAUUCCACAAGAAAGAGAAUGAGUGCCAUUAUCAAAAUCCCAGGAAAUACUCCUGAAGAUGAACCUAAAGCCUUAUUGAUUUGUAAGGGUGCCGAUUCAAUUAUUUAUUCUCGAUUACUGAAGACUCAGAAUGAUCCUCAAUUAUUGGCUACUACUUCAGAACAUUUAGAAGCUUAUGCCACCGAGGGGUUGAGAACUUUAUGUAUUGCCCAACGAGAAUUAACCUGGAGUCAAUAUACAGAAUGGAAUAAACGUCAUCAAGUGGCCGCUUCAGCUCUUGAGAAUAGAGAAGCCAAGAUGGAAGUAGUGGCUGAUUCAAUUGAACGAGAAUUGAUUUUAUUAGGAGGAACAGCCAUUGAAGAUCGUUUACAAGAUGGAGUACCCGAUGCCAUAAGUGUAUUGGCCCAAGCCGGAAUUAAAUUAUGGGUGUUGACGGGUGAUAAAGUCGAGACCGCCAUUAAUAUCGGAUUCUCGUGUAAUUUAUUAGGUAAUGAUAUGGAAUUAUUAAUCUUAAAGACGAAAUUAAGUCCCGAAGAAAAUGAAAAGUAUGGUACUAAUAAAGAUUUAACCGAUGGAAGAUUAGUGGAUUACUUAAUUAGUCAUUAUCUUCAGAGUAAUUUCAAUAUGACUGGACUGAUCGAAGAGCUUACUGAAGCCGAAGGUGAUCAUUCUCCACCAGAUGAACGAUUUGGUGUUGUCAUUGAUGGUGAUGCACUUAAAUUGGCAUUAGCUGAUGGAGAAACUAAACGGAAAUUCUUAUUAUUAUGUAAACAAUGUAAAGCCGUAUUAUGUUGUCGAGUGUCGCCAGCUCAAAAGGCUGCGGUGGUUAAACUUGUUAAGGAUACUUUGGAUGUUAUGACAUUAGCCAUUGGUGAUGGAUCGAAUGAUGUGGCUAUGAUUCAAGCUGCCGAUGUAGGAGUUGGUAUAGCCGGAGAAGAAGGUAGACAAGCUGUUAUGUCAUCAGAUUAUGCCAUUGGACAAUUCCGAUUCUUAAGUCGAUUAUUAUUAACUCAUGGACGUUGGUCAUAUAAGAGAUUUAGUGAAAUGAUUCCAAGUUUCUUCUUUAAGAAUGUUAUUUUUAAUUUCGCCUUAUUCUGGUAUGGGAUUUAUAAUAACUUUGAUGGAUCCUACUUAUUUGAAUUCACUUAUUUAAUGUUUUAUAAUUUGGCAUUUACUUCACUUCCAGUAAUCUUUUUAGGAGUCUUUGAUCAAGAUGUUAGUGCCAAAGUUUCAUUAUUAGUUCCUCAAUUAUAUCGUACGGGGAUCUUACGAUCAGAAUUCCGUGAUAGUAAAUUCUUUUGGUAUAUGGCCGAUGCUACUUAUCAAUCGAUUAUUUCCUUCUUUUUCCCUUAUUUGAUAUAUUAUCAAGCAUUUCCAAAUGCUAAUGGAUUACCAUUAGAUCAUAGAUAUUGGAUGGGGAUUAUUGUAACUUGUAUUGCCUGUAUUUCUUGUAAUUUAUACAUUUUAUUACAUCAAUAUAGAUGGGAUUGGCUUUCUAGUUUGAUUGUGGCAAUCUCUAUAUUAAUUAUCUAUAUUUGGACAGGAUUAUGGACUACUACCACUUAUAGUGCUGAAUUUUAUAAAGCUGCUCCACAAAUGUUUGGUACAUUAUCAUUUUGGGUUUGUACAUUUGUUGGAGUUUUAGUAUGUUUAUUACCGAGAUUUACUUAUGAUUUUAUUAAGCAGCAAUAUUGGCCAAAGGAUAUUGAUAUUAUUAGAGAAUGUGUUCAAAGAGGUGAUUUUGAUGCUUAUCCUGAUAAUUAUGAUCCAACAGAUCCUAAUCGUGUUAAAAUUAGUAGUUAUAGUACUGAAGUAAUUAAGAGAAUGAGUAUGUCUCCUAAUCCGAAUAUUAAACGAAAGACAUCUUCACCUCCAUCAUUUUCUAGUCAACCUGAUACUGAUGCAACUAUUAUAGGAGGUUCUGGUUCUGGUUCUGGUAGUGGUUCUGGUAGUGGUUCUGGUAGUGGAAGUAAUGGAUCUCCAAAGAUGAGAUCUCCAACUAUCCCACCUCCUCCAUUACCUAGUCAUAUAUCUAAUGCUCAUAUCCAAAAUCGGAAAUCAUUUAUUGAUAUCUUUAAAAGAAAAUCUCAGGGCAUAUCUUCUACAUCAUUCUAUGAUAAAGAUGGAAGUUUAAUUGAUGACUAUGGUAAUAAUAAUGCCCAUACCCAUACCCAUACCCAUGUUAAUGCCAGUGUGGAUUCAUUAGGUAAUCAAUCAGUAACAACCGAAGAAAUUGCUAUGGAAGAUUUUAGUCAUAAUCAACGAGUAGCCUCCCAAAUUUCGAGUGAUAUGAGAAGAAUCUCUCAACAGUAUUCUGUUCACUCACGGAAGUAA
Molecule: messenger RNA, 4941 nt
Organism: Scheffersomyces amazonensis
Lineage: Eukaryota; Fungi; Ascomycota; Pichiomycetes; Serinales; Debaryomycetaceae
Product: aminophospholipid-translocating P4-type ATPase
Exons: 1
Coding region: 1-4941 (1646 amino acids)
Biological process (GO): phospholipid translocation
Cellular component (GO): plasma membrane; trans-Golgi network
Molecular function (GO): ATP binding; ATP hydrolysis activity; magnesium ion binding
Source: RefSeq, a predicted model, not a curated record